Messenger RNA from Pyrus x bretschneideri (Chinese white pear), 1368 nucleotides. RefSeq lists its product as uncharacterized. The record is from RefSeq and is a predicted model, not a curated record. The transcript has a single exon. Bases 1 to 1368 code for a protein of 455 amino acids. NCBI's taxonomy places the organism in Eukaryota, Viridiplantae, Streptophyta, Magnoliopsida, Rosales, Rosaceae.
AUGGGACACGUUCGCUGCAUCUCCACAACCACUGUUCAACCCACAAGCCAGAACGAGUCCACUCAGAGAAUUGAGUUAACUCCAUGGGAUCUGCAGUUCAUCCUAUUCGGCUACGCCCAAAAGGGCCUUCUCUUCCACAAACCAAACUCCACUACUUAUGACAAGUACCCAAACAAAAGCUUGAUCCAACACCUACAAGCCUCCCUCUCCCUCACACUAGACAUCUUCUAUCCCCUUGCCGGCCGUCUUGCCAUCACCGAAAAUGAAGACGACAACACCACCUCCUUCUCCGUCAAUUGCAAUGGCGUCGGAGCCCAAUUGAUCCAUGCUGUUGCUGAUGGUGUCACGGUUGCUGAUAUUCUUGACCCUGUUUUGGUUCCCAGUGACAUUGUUCACUCAUUCUUUUUUAUGAAUGGAGUUUUGAACUAUGAAGGCGUGUCCAAACCCUUGCUUGCAGUACAAGUAACAGAGCUGGUUGAUGGCAUUUUCAUAGGUUUUACCAUGAACCACUCUGUCGUUGAUGGAUCAACAUUUUGGCUUUUCUUCAAUACUUGGUCAGAAAUCUCUCGGCAUGCAGAAACUAGUACUGCAAAUUGUGGAAAAAUUUCGCAACCUCCUCCUAUUUUCAGCCGUGAACUUUUUGACGGCAUCAUUGAUUUUCCGGUUCGAAUUCCAAACUUUCACAAUCAAAUCCCGAAAAAUAGGUCUUCCACACCACCCGCCGCCCUCCAUCAAAGAAUAUUUAAAUUUUCGAAAGAAAAAAUUGCUCAACUCAAAGCCAAAGCCAAUGCCGAGAUGGGCACCACUAAGAUCUCAUCCCUUCAAGCACUCUUGGCUCAUCUUUGGUUGUCCAUAAUCCGCAACAAACAUCUCAACCCCGACCAAGAGACCAAGUAUACCUUACAAAUAGGCUUAAGACAAAGAUUCCAAUCGCCGUUACCUGAAGAGUACCUCGGAAAUCUGGUUCAGUUUGGCACGGCGACAUCCACCGUGAGCGAUUUGCUCGAGCACGGACUAGGCUGGGCGGCUUGGGAAAUAAACAAGAUGAUUGCUUCCAAGACAAAAAACGAGGUGAGAAAGUAUUUGGAGGAAUGGAUAGAGAGUCCAAAACUGUUCCAACUGAAUAAUUUGGCAAGCGAUUACUCAUUCGGGACGGGAAGCUCACCGCGGUUCAAUAUGUACGGUAAUGACUUUGGUUGGGGAAGGCCUCUGGCAGUUAGAAGUGGCGCAUCCAACAAGGCUGAGGGAAAGUUGACAGUGGCUCCUGGGGCAGAAGAUGGAACUAUAGAGUUUGAAGCUUGUUUGCCACCUCAGACACUGCAAGAUUUGGCCGAGGACGCAGAGUUCAUGGCCAGCUUGUCCAAAUGA